AUGAGUGAAUCCUCAUCUUCAUUAAAGAACCCAAACAAGGGCAACGGAGCCGACUAUGAAAAGUAUUCUUUUACUCAAACCUUGGCAGAGGUUACCGUCCAUGUUCCUGUACCAGUAGGAACCACGGGAAAACAAGUAAAUGUGGUGAUUUCUCCAAAUCAUUUGAAAGUUGGGCUCAAAGGAGGAGAAACAAUUAUUGAUGGAAAAUUAAAUGAAAAAGUUAUUGUGGACGAUUCGUUUUGGCAAAUUGAUGACAAGAAGGAAGUCAUGUCUUUUUACAAAAGCAAAUACCAUGCAAUGGUGGAAUAA
Naegleria lovaniensis is the source of this 309-nucleotide messenger RNA. RefSeq lists its product as uncharacterized. Gene Ontology annotation, biological process: protein folding. Bases 1 to 309 code for a protein of 102 amino acids. The transcript has 2 exons. The record is from RefSeq and is a predicted model, not a curated record. Gene Ontology annotation, cellular component: cytoplasm. Lineage: Eukaryota; Heterolobosea; Eutetramitea; Acrasida; Naegleriidae.